Messenger RNA from Penicillium paradoxum, 1302 nucleotides. RefSeq names its product cytochrome P450. The record is from RefSeq and is a predicted model, not a curated record. The transcript is spliced from 6 exons. The coding region runs from base 1 to 1302 and encodes 433 amino acids. NCBI's taxonomy places the organism in Eukaryota, Fungi, Ascomycota, Eurotiomycetes, Eurotiales, Aspergillaceae. Gene Ontology annotation, biological process: sterol metabolic process. Gene Ontology annotation, molecular function: monooxygenase activity; oxidoreductase activity, acting on paired donors, with incorporation or reduction of molecular oxygen; heme binding.
AUGCCAUCUUCGCCCAGAGGACUUUCCCCUCCACACCUGCAACUGCCUUCCUGGAAGAUCACACAGUCAUUUUUUGCGAAGAGAUUCAACUUCAUCCAAGAUGGGUUCAAGGCCACGUCCUCUUCCAUCUAUCAAACCAAUUUGUUCCGACACGACGCCAUUGUGGUGUCUGGAGAUGAGAGUCGACAUAUCUUCUUCAGAGAUAAGGCUCUCCAUAUGUUCGACACUUUCGCGAUCAGUGGCGGUACUACAUUCGACCCACACCAAGUCAGUGGCAUAGUCAAACGAAUCGCUUCGAUUCAACGGCCCGAUUAUCUUCACCGCGUGAUCCCACGCUUAUUGUCAGAUUGUCAGCGCAAAAUGGACUCAUGGGUCAACGACCAUAUUCUCGACCCUUGUUCUUCCCUUCACGAUGUCACCUUUCAAUUGGUCAUGCGCGUUGCUUCAUCUGAUAUCGCCAGCGAUCCCAUGCUUGUAUCCCGUCUCAAGCCACUCAUUGAUGGUGUCGACUCUGUCGCUAAUACACACUCGACUCGGUUCCCUUGGCUACCUGGCCCAGUCUUGUUCCACAAACUGUUGUGCUCUCUUCGAGUUUACAGGAUUGUUCAAAAGGUCAUUCGAGUUAAGAAAAGAAACGGGACCAGGAGGGAUGAUAUGCUACAGCGAAUGUUGGAUGACGGAGAGGGCACAGCUCCAAUUUUCUGGACCAUGCUAGCGGUUCUUCUAGCUGGAACUCGCCCGACUGGAACAAUUGCAACUUGGAUUAUCAUGCAACUCUCCUGCAACCAACAGUGGUCCUUGGCCGUCCAAGAGGAGAUCACGGCUCUUAUUUCAACUUACGCCUCCGUAUCUCGCUCGGUCUCUGGAAAAGCCCUCACGCAAGCGCUCUCGAAGAUCCCACUCAAGGCCUGGGAAUCUCAAACCCCCAAUCUCGAUCUCUGCAUACGUGAAACUCUACGCACCUCGGAGCCAUACACUGCUAUACGAAAGAACAAUGGCCCAGAUCUCAUAAUUGGCCCGUACACAAUUCCCUCGGGUUCUCUUCUUGUUUAUCCGUUCGCAGAUGUUGCGCUUAACCCGGUUGCGUAUCCCAACCCGACUCGCUGGGACCCAUCUCGAGUGGCCGUAAAAGAGACACCAUUCAUUGGUUGGGGUGCAGGAAAUCAUGCGUGCAAGGGCCAGCGACUUGGGACAUUGAAUCUGAAACUCAUGGUCGCCUGCGCUCUCAUGCGGUUUGAUAUUACGAUCGUUGAUAGUCAGGGAGCAAAGAUGAAUUCCCCCCCCUCUUCCCGAUUGGAAUGA